GUAUGACCGAAUCUAACGUAAAUAAACCCAAAUAGAACUAACUAAAAUAAAAAAUGACGCUUAAAAUUAUUUUGUGGAUUUAUAUUUUACCAAUAUGCCGAGUGCAGUCUGCAAACGGUUAUGAUGUGACGUCACCAGGAGCUAUAAUAGGAAUCGUUCUAGUAGCUAUUGUUAUAAUCACGGCAAUCGUCAUCAUAGUUGUCAUCUGCUUGAAAAAGACAUGGCAUAAACAACGAAGACAAAAUACAAUAUCAAACAAGACAAAGAAAGUUCCAAAAAAGCCAACAACGAUUUCAGAAACGCUUAUCGAAAAAUUGCCUGACAUCCCAGAAGUAGACGAAAAUAUAAGUGCGUCUGGUGUAAGCGUAAGAGAUGAAUCUAAACUAACGUUUUAUCAAAUUGACAAUGAGGCAAGCACUACUGAAGCGGGUGACAUUGAUAAAGAAAAUGAAAAAGUGGAACAAUAUGAAGCUAACAAAAUAAGUGAGGAUAUGACUGUCUCAGUGAAAACCGAUAAGAUACAAACACAAACUGAAGAAUCAGAAACAUUUGAGAGCAAACCAGAUGAACCAAAGUCAUCUGGUGAGGAUUUGGUAAAGACAAUCAACUGUGAAAGUGAAACAACACAGGAUAUAAAAAGUGAAGUAUCCAUCACACGUGUAAUUGAAAAUGAAAAUAUUUUGAGGAAAGAUUUACCUUAUUUAAACUCUACAGAACACAUUUUCUCAGAAUAUGAUCCAGCUAUGACAUACAAAUCGGAGAGUGAAUGGAAAUCAAAGAGUGACGAAGGCUUACAUCUACAAUCGAUCAGAUUUGAGAGAAAAAAUAUCGCUCCAAGAGCUUUUGAAAUAACUCGCGAUGACAGUGAUUUGAAUCUCAAAUCUCAAAGUACGAUAGAGGUUGAAAUGCACGAAGCAACAAAGGUAUCCAGUCGAUCCGAAGGAACAUUAACUGAUGAUAUGAAAAUAAAAUCAUUGAAAAGAAGAUCAUCUUUAAUAUCUAAAGUAACGAGCAAAUCAUUCCAAUGGAAUUUCGAUUAUAUAUCUCCAUAUGCAAUGACAGAUAAACAAAAGCGUGAGCGUUAUGAGUUAAAGCUUAAAAUUCGUAAGCGAAGAAUGCUAGCAUUGAAACAAAAGUUAGCUGAUAAGGAAAGACAACAGUAUGAAAAUAAACUAGCAUUUGAGAAAUGGAAACUACGAAAACAGGGCGAGAAACAUUACGAAGGAGACAUUGGGUCUUUUAACAAAAGAAAAUUUAAUAAAUAUAAUUACUGGUAUCCGUAAUCAAUGACUUAUUAUCAUUUAUCCUCUCUAGAAUAUAUUCAUUUACUUCAGUGUGGAAGAAUAAAUACAUUUCCACAACGUUGAAAAGUCAUAAUCAUGCAAGUAUAUAAUACUUUAUGAUAAAA
Messenger RNA from Ruditapes philippinarum (Manila clam), 1408 nucleotides. RefSeq lists its product as uncharacterized. Bases 54 to 1283 code for a protein of 409 amino acids. The transcript has 3 exons. The record is from RefSeq and is a predicted model, not a curated record. NCBI's taxonomy places the organism in Eukaryota, Metazoa, Mollusca, Bivalvia, Venerida, Veneridae.